AUGGAUGAUGGACAGACAAGGAAGGAGGACAAUCUGGAAGAUGGUGAUGAGAAGGUGACGCUGCUCAGCGGUAAGCCGCGCCGUGAGUGCUCGUGGACUUGUGGUGCUGCAGAGUUUGUCGAUGAUUUAGCAGGAGCCAUCGGCUACAAGCUCCUGGUUAUGUUGUUUUUUGUGGAACAUGUCAACAGAGGCUUUGUUGCUGACUUCGCAGGUCAGGCAGAUUCCUACGUCUACAAGUCGUAUUCGGUCCCUGCGCCUCGAGUUCAGAUCUUCACAGGAAUUGCUGGUCUUCCAUGGGCUUUGAAGCCUGUAGUUGGCCUCAUCAGCGAUGUAAUGCCUAUAGGUGGUUACCACAAAGCGCCGUACAUGGUCGCAGCCGUUAGCUUUGGCACCCUUGCCUUUUUAGGCGUGGGGCUAAUUCCACACAACUUGCUUCCCCUAUCUCUGUUGGUAGUCUGCUUCUUCCUGCAGCAGUCGCAGCUGUCAGUGUGCGACAUCCUGACUGAAGCGAGAUACGCGCAGAAGAUCCAGGACGUGCCAGCUUUCGGGUCCCACAUAUUAAGCUUUGUCUGGUUUGGGAUGAAUGCUGGGUCAGUCCUGGGCAUUCUAUUUUCUGGCCUCCUGCUCAAUCAUUCGUCUCCGAAGUUGCUGUAUUUGCUUUCUGCUUUACCAGCGGGAUUGGUGCUGAUCCCCUUGUGCUAUGGCUGCCUUGAAGAAAAGAUCGUGCAGCCAGAAGAGACGGCUGAAAGAAGGAAGAAAUUCUACGAGCAGAAGGAGGCUUGCUUCUUGAGCCUGUUAAUCUGCAUCGUCUGCCUCGGUUUGACCGCCUGCGGGCUGCUUUCCGACAGCACCCGCACCAACGCGAUGGCUGCCACCGCUGCUUUUUUCGUGGUGGGAUUUUUCUUUAGCGUAUUCCUUUCACCCACGAUCGCCAGAUUCAACUUGUGGUCAUUGUUGCAGACAUCGCUGUCAUUAUCAACAAGCGGUGCUGCUUUCUAUUUCAUGACCGACACUGAGAAGCAGUACCCAGAGGGGCCUCAUUUCACACCGAUUUACUACAACUCCGUGAUUGGAACUGUUGGAUCGCUCAUGUCUUUGGUUGGUAUCGUCACGUUCCAGCGGUACUUUAGCAGCUGCCACUAUCGGAACUUACUGUUGGUCACCAACCUUGCCUUCUGUUUCAUGAACGCUUUGGACACCAUCUUGUUUAAGCGCCUCAACGUGAGCCUGGGCAUCCCAGAUCAUGCAUUUGUGCUUGGUACAAGCUGCAUGCAGAAUGUGCUCAAGCAGUGGCAAUGGAUGCCGCAAGUCAUCAUCCUCUCGUACUUCUGCCCAAGGGGCAUGGAGGCAACAAUGUAUGCUCUCCUUGCAGGCUGCCAUAAUCUGGGCAAUACUAUUGCCAGCAGCUGGGGAGCUCUUCUUCUGGAAGGAUUCAGUGUUAACCCUACUGGAUCUGAUGGUGAAUCUGCCCAGUUCGAGAAUCUUUGGAAGGCCUCUUUGAUAGCUUCCUUAAUGCCAAUUGUCACAGUGCUGGCGCUCUUCCACUUCAUUCCCGACGUCAAGCAGGGCGAUCCUGUCGUGGAUCCCGACGCUCCUGCAACGCGCGGCUCUCUCUGGAAGCAGUUCUGGAACCUUCACGACUGA
Messenger RNA from Symbiodinium pilosum, 1644 nucleotides. The record is from the annotation of a GenBank genome assembly. NCBI's taxonomy places the organism in Eukaryota, Dinophyceae, Suessiales, Symbiodiniaceae.